Messenger RNA from Monopterus albus (swamp eel), 550 nucleotides. RefSeq names its product sialic acid-binding lectin-like. The coding region runs from base 37 to 459 and encodes 140 amino acids. The transcript has 2 exons. The record is from RefSeq and is a predicted model, not a curated record. Gene Ontology annotation, biological process: defense response to Gram-positive bacterium; defense response to Gram-negative bacterium; angiogenesis. Lineage: Eukaryota; Metazoa; Chordata; Actinopteri; Synbranchiformes; Synbranchidae. Gene Ontology annotation, molecular function: RNA nuclease activity; nucleic acid binding.
CAUUGUUGCAAAGCAGCGUCUGUGAUACACGAAAUCAUGAAGAUCCAGUUUGUCUGCCUGCUGCUGGCGCUUGUCUUUGUCCCUGUGUUCUCUCAGGAUGCAAAGGUCAAAAAGCUCUUUGGGAAAUUCAAAGAACAGCACAUCUAUACAAAAACCUUUACAAACUGUGAUAAAGCCAUGUCCGGGGUCGAAAUCAACCUGUGCAAGGAGAAAAAUACCUUCAUCCUAGCCAGCACCACCAAAGUCAAAUCUGUCUGUCGAGAUAAGGGAGAACCAUAUCAAGGCCUGACCAAAAGCCUCCAACGCUUUGACAUUGUUGUCUGUAAGCUGGAGAAACAGGGAACCAAGCCUGCCAAAUGUCACUACAGUCGUAAAAAUCUCAACAAGAAAAUUGUAAUCAAAUGUGAAAAAGGCCUUCCUGUGCACUAUGUGCGAGACAUUGAUCACUGUGAAAAUUGAUUUAAUGGCUGUGUGCUGAUUAUGGCCUCAGGUGGCUUGUUGAAUAUCCAGUUUGACAGCUUAAACUUGUUUUAAUAGUUUCAUGCAAUAA